This is a messenger RNA of Bombina bombina (fire-bellied toad), 439 nucleotides long. Its product is annotated as thioredoxin-related transmembrane protein 1-like. The record is from RefSeq and is a predicted model, not a curated record. Lineage: Eukaryota; Metazoa; Chordata; Amphibia; Anura; Bombinatoridae. The transcript is spliced from 5 exons. The annotation marks the transcript as partial.
UUAUGCCCCUUGGUGUCCUGCAUGCCAGAAAAUGCAGCCUGAGUGGAAGGAAUUUGCAGAAUGGGGAGAAGAUCUGGAUGUGAACAUUGCAGAAGUGGAUGUUACAGCACAGCCAGGUUUGAGCGGACGAUUUGUCAUUACUGCACUACCCACCAUAUAUCACUGCAAAGACAGAAUUUUCAGAAAAUUCCAAGGUUCCAGGACUCACAAAGAUUUUAUAAACUUUGUAAGCGAGAAGGAGUGGGAGGGCGUAGAGCCAGUGUCGUCUUGGGUCAGUCCAGAUUCAGUUCUGAUGAGCAGUAUGUCUGGCCUAUUUCAGCUUUCCAUGCAGAUUAGGCAAUGUCACAAUUAUUUUGUUGAAGACCUUGGUAUUCCAGUCUGGGGAUCUUACAUCAUUUUUGCAUUGAUAACCCUGUUUUUAGGGUUAGUUUUGGGCUUG